UUGCGCGCCCCGGCCCCCCGGCCUACGUGGGCCGAGUGGAGGGCGUGCGGCUGGGGAUGUGUCUCCUGCUGGGCGCCGCGGGCGUGGGGAAGACGCUUUUGGUGAAACGCCUGCAGAAGCUGAGCUCCCAGGGUGGCCAGGGCGACCUGGGCGAGCCUCCUCCGACGCGGCCCACGGUGGGCACCAACCUUACAGACAUAGUGGCCCAGAGAAAGAUCACCAUCCGAGAGCUCGGAGGGUGCAUGAGCCCCAUCUGGUCGAGUUAUUAUGGGAACUGCCAUUCGCUCAUGUUCGUGAUGGAUGCCUCCAAUCCCACUCAGCUCUCUGCCUCCUGCGUGCAUCUCCUGGGUCUCCUUUCUGCAGAACAACUUUCAGAUGUAUCAGUCCUGAUACUCUUCAACAAGAUUGACCUACCUUGUUACAUGACCGUGGAGGAAGUUAAGUCAUUGAUCAGGCUCCCAGACAUCAUUGCCUGUGCCAAGCAGCACAUCACCACAGCAGAAAUCAGUGCCAGGGAAGGCACGGGCUUGGCUGGCGUGCUGGGCUGGCUCCAGGAGCGGUGUGGAACAAGCCGCUGACUACAAGUUGGAGAAGUCUGGCUGGCCCACCUGCUGACCAGGAGGCAGAGGAUGCAGUAAUGCCUUCAGUGGUCUGACAGGCAGAACAGCCUAGCAGAGUCCUAGACAAUAGCGAUCUGUGCUGAGGUGCAGUUCUGGGUCAAGAGCCACCAGGAGUACAGUUCCGGACAUCUGAAGAAGACUGUCCUCAGUGCGGGGAAGGAGGGCUGGCCUGUAAGCGGCCUCCGAGGAUGACACCCCCAGCACUUGUUUCCCUGUCCCCAGGAAGCCCACUGGAUGUACGCCAAGGUGUUUGUAUUACGGUGCCACCACAGAGACCCGGUGCCCUGCCUAUAAUACAAGCCCCAAUUUGUUUACAUUUCUGAUACCCUGACCACCCCAUCCUUCCUCCUCCCAGGCUACAAGGGGGUGGACAAAGUGAGUGUGAGAUGAAGAACUAAGGCUCAAGUUAGAAACAAGCGCCUGGUGGGGCCCAAGGCCCGUGGUCGCUACACUGAGGGAGGCUGGGCUGAAGGAUCACCUAAGCCCAGGAAGUGGAGUGGAGGACAGCAUGGGCAGCACAGGUAGCCCCUUUACAUUAAAAACCAACACCAAGGGCUUG
Molecule: messenger RNA, 1179 nt
Organism: Perognathus longimembris pacificus (Pacific pocket mouse)
Lineage: Eukaryota; Metazoa; Chordata; Mammalia; Rodentia; Heteromyidae
Gene: Arl16
Product: ADP ribosylation factor like GTPase 16
Exons: 5
Coding region: 57-578 (173 amino acids)
Molecular function (GO): GTPase activity; GTP binding
Source: RefSeq, a predicted model, not a curated record